Messenger RNA from Rhodofomes roseus, 2004 nucleotides. Its product is annotated as Fet3 ferroxidase protein. The coding region runs from base 1 to 2004 and encodes 667 amino acids. The transcript is spliced from 8 exons. The record is from RefSeq and is a predicted model, not a curated record. Gene Ontology annotation, biological process: reductive iron assimilation; cellular response to iron ion starvation. Gene Ontology annotation, cellular component: high-affinity iron permease complex. NCBI's taxonomy places the organism in Eukaryota, Fungi, Basidiomycota, Agaricomycetes, Polyporales, Fomitopsidaceae. Gene Ontology annotation, molecular function: ferroxidase activity; copper ion binding.
AUGCGGUCCGCUGCGUGUACCCUCCUGGCCCUCCUCUCCGCCGCGUCCCCGGCCCUCGCGGGUGUCAAGGAAGUUUGGUGGAACGUCACCUACGUCGAGAACGCCAACCCCGACGGUCUCUUCCCUAGGAGCGCCGUCGGCGUCAACGGGACAUGGCCGCCCCCGCCGAUCGUGAUCAAUACGACCGAUUCGCUUGUCCUGCACACGACCAAUUCCCUGUCUGACCCCCUGACCGUCCACCACCAUGGUAUGUUCUUCAACUCGACGUCCUGGAUGGAUGGUGCCAUGGGCGUCUCUUCAUGUGGUAUUCCACCCGGCGAGAGCUUCACAUAUGUUGUGCCGAUCAACUCCUCCAACCAGCACGGCACAUACUGGGCACAUGCACACUCCAAUGGUCAAUAUGUCGAUGGUCUACGCACCGUACUCAUCAUCCAACCCGAGAACGAGACAUACGCCUACGACGAAGAGUAUACGAUCACUAUCGGUGAUUGGUACCACGACCAGCACUCGGUGCUAAUCAACCAGUUCAUCAACAUCGCUAACCCAGGUGGUGCAGAGCCCGUCCCGAGUGUGUCUCAGUGUCUCUCCCACGUUCGAUCGGCGAAGCUCAUGCAUGUCACACGCGCAGAGGCUCCGCUGAUGUACUUCUCGCAAGGCGAGUCGUACCUCCCGCCAAAGGAGGGUUCCAGCCCCAGCGGCUCGACUGCGGGCACGGGCUUCAACGAGAACGCAACGAUGUCGUUCGAGCCCGGGAAGACCUACCGCCUUCGGAUAGCCAACACCGGCGCGUUCGGGGGCUUCUACUUCUGGAUCGAUGGCCACGACAUGCAAAUCAUUGAGGCGGACGGUAUCGAGACAAAGCCGUACACUAUCUCCCAGCUCAACAUCGGUGUCGCGCAGCGCUAUUCGGUACUAGUUACCGCGAAGAACGACACGUCCUCGAACUACGCGAUUCAUGCGGCCUUCGACACGACCAUGUUUGACACUGUUCCGGACGAUCUCAACCCCAACGCAACCUCCUACAUCAUCUACGACUCCUCUUCCCCGACAGUGGAGGGCACAGUCGAUGAGUUCCUCUCGACCCCCGACAUUGACCUUGUCCCGAUCAACCCCGUGCCCAUGCAACCCUCGAACGCGAACCUCACGGUGACCUUCGAGUUCGACACGAUGAACGACGGCACGAACCACGCCGUGUUCUACGGCGCGUACAACGACGACUCGUUCGACAGUGUCACGUACAACUCGCCGCUGACGCCGGCUGUCAUGUCCGCGCUCACCCUCGGCGACAACGCGACGACCAGCGCCGCGUACGGCCCGCUCAGCUUUGUCGUCGACCAUCUGCAAGUCCUCGAUAUCACGCUUCGGAACGCAGACACGGGCAAGCACCCCUUCCACUUGCACGGCCACGUGAUGCAGAUUGUCAACUUCGCGGAGGACUACACGAGCGACGACCCGGCGCUGAACCCGCCGAUCAACGAGAGCCAGACGAACCCGAUGCGCCGCGACACCGUGCUCGCUCCCCCGGGCGGCGCGUACACCUUCCGCAUCAUCAUGGAUAACCCAGGCGUGUGGUUCUUCCACUGCCACAUCGAGUGGCACUUGGAGAGUGGUCUCGCGAUCCAGAUCAUCGAGGCGCCCCUGCAGAUGCAGGAGCGCAACUCGCUGCCGUCCGUGCUGAACGACCAGUGCGCGACGCUCGGGCUGCCCUACUCCGGGAACGCUGCGGGCUACGCGUCGGUGACGGACCUCAACGGCCUGCCCGCUGGGCCGUGGGUGCAGAACAACGGCUGGCACUCCAAGGCUAUCGGCGCGAUGGCCGGCUGCGUGCUCACCGCGGUGCUCGGCAUGGCGACCGUCGUGUGGUACGCGCUCGGCGGACACAUCUCGGAGGCGGAGAUCGAGUAUGAGGAGAGACUGCGGAUCGAGGCGAAGGCGGAGCGUGGACGGUUCUUUGGCCUUGCGAAGAAGGUCAAGGGUCUCCGUGUGCGGCCCCGCACGGAUUGA